AUGAGUAAACUUCAGAUCCACCAAAGAAUUCACACAGGAGAGAAGCCGUUUGACUGUUCUGAAUGUGGUAAACAGUUUUCAGAGAGAAGCAGUUUUCAACGCCACAAAGUAAUUCAUACAGGACAGAAGCCAUAUGACUGUUCUGAAUGUGGUAAACAGUUUGCACAGAGACGCCAUCUUAAGAAACACCAAAAAAUUCACACAGGAGAGAAGCCAUAUGACUGUUCUGAAUGUGGUAAACAGUUUUCAGAGAGAAGCAAUUUUCAACGCCACAAAGUAAUUCAUACAGGACAGAAGCCAUAUUGCUGUUCUGAAUGUGGCAAACAGUUUUCAUGGAGAAGCUGUCUUCUGCGCCACCAAAACAUUCACCCAGCGGAGAAACCGUAUUGCUGUUCUGAAUGUGGUAAACAGUUUUCUGAUAAAAGCUGUUUUCAGCGCCACCAAAGAAUUCACACAGGGGAGAAGCCAUAUUGCUGUUCUGAAUGUGGUAAACAGUUUGCACAGAGACACCAUCUUAAACACCAAAAAAUUCACACAGGAGAGAAGCCAUAUGACUGUUCUGAAUGUGGUAAACAGUUUUCAGCGAGAAGCAGUUUUCAACGCCACAAAAUAAUUCAUACAGGGCAGAAGCCUUAUUGCUGUUCUGAAUGUGGCAAACAGUUUUCAGCGAGAAGCAGUUUUCAACGCCACAAAAUAAUUCAUACAGGGCAGAAGCCAUAUUGCUGUUCUGAAUGUGGUAAACAGUUUUGACAGAGAAGCUGUCUUCUGAGCCACCAAAGCAUUCACACAGGGGAGAAGCCGUAUUGCUGUUCUGCAUGUGGCAAACAGUUUACAGAGAGAGGCAAUCUUUAUAAACACCAAAGAAUUCACACAGGAGAGAAGCCGUAUUGCUGUUCUGAAUGUGGCAAACAGUUUUCAGCGAGAAGCAGUUUUCAACGCCACAAAAUAAUUCAUACAGGGCAGAGGCCAUAUUGCUGUUCUGAAUGUGGCAAACAGUUUACACAGAGAGGGCAUCUUCAGAAACACCAAAGAAUUCACACAGGAGAGAAGCCAUAUGACUGUUCUGAAUGUGGCAAACAGUUUUCAUGGAGAAGCAGUCUUCUAAGCCACCAAAGACUUCACACAGGAGAGAAGCCAUAG
Messenger RNA from Erpetoichthys calabaricus (reedfish), 1140 nucleotides. Its product is annotated as zinc finger protein 665-like. The transcript has a single exon. NCBI's taxonomy places the organism in Eukaryota, Metazoa, Chordata, Cladistia, Polypteriformes, Polypteridae. Gene Ontology annotation, biological process: regulation of transcription by RNA polymerase II. The record is from RefSeq and is a predicted model, not a curated record. Gene Ontology annotation, molecular function: RNA polymerase II cis-regulatory region sequence-specific DNA binding; DNA-binding transcription activator activity, RNA polymerase II-specific. Gene Ontology annotation, cellular component: nucleus.